This is a messenger RNA of Lepus europaeus (European hare), 1944 nucleotides long. RefSeq names its product NPR3 like, GATOR1 complex subunit (gene NPRL3). The coding region runs from base 31 to 1851 and encodes 606 amino acids. Lineage: Eukaryota; Metazoa; Chordata; Mammalia; Lagomorpha; Leporidae. Gene Ontology annotation, cellular component: GATOR1 complex. The transcript is spliced from 15 exons. Gene Ontology annotation, biological process: cellular response to amino acid starvation; negative regulation of TORC1 signaling; TORC1 signaling. The record is from RefSeq and is a predicted model, not a curated record.
UCGGCGGCGGGGCUGCGGCGCGGGGGCGGCAUGGGCGACGCCACCAGCCCCCUCAGCGUGAUCCUGGUGAGCUCGGGCAGCAGGGGCAAUAAGCUGCUCUUCAGGUACCCCUUCCAGCGCAGCCAGGAGCACCCCGCGUCCCAGGUCAGCCACGUAGCAGGUAUGCUGUUAACAAUACCGGGGACCAUGUUGAUGACCAGGACGGCGACUCCAGUGUGUACUCCUCGGGUUGAGUCUUCGUCUCAAAUCUUCUGUGGGUGCCUGCGGAUGGCAAGUUACCUCCCGCCCCUCCCAGACCUGGGUGUUGUGGGAACGUCCAUGUCUCAGUGGUUUUCAGAUGUUAUUCUGGCAACAAUUUUGGCAACCAAGUCUGAAAUGUGUGGCCAAAAAUUUGAGCUGAAGAUCGAUAAUGUGCGAUUUGUUGGGCACCCAACGUUACUGCAGCAUGCUCUGGGGCAGAUCUCCAAAACAGAUCCAUCUCCGAAGAGGGAUGCACCUACCAUGAUUCUCUUCAACGUGGUGUUUGCGCUGAGGGCCAACGCUGACCCAUCGGUGAUAAACUGUCUGCACAACCUGUCUCGGCGCAUUGCCACGGUGCUGCAGCAUGAGGAGCGCCGCUGCCAGUACCUCACUAGAGAGGCCAAGCUGAUCCUGGCGCUCCAGGAUGAGGUGUCCGCGGUGGCUGAUGCCAGUGAAGGCCCCCAGUCCCCGUUCCAUCACAUCCUGCCCAAGUGCAAGCUGGCCCGGGACCUCAAGGAGGCUUACGACAGCCUGUGCACCUCUGGCGUGGUGCGGCUCCACAUCAACAGCUGGCUGGAGGUGAGCUUCUGCCUGCCCCACAAGAUCCACUACGCUGCUUCCAGCCUGAUCCCCCCCGAGGCCAUUGAGCGCAGCCUGAAAGCCAUCCGCCCGUACCAUGCCCUGCUGCUGCUCAGUGACGAGAAGUCCCUGCUCGGUGAACUGCCUGUGGACUGCUCCCCGGCCCUGGUGCGCGUGAUCAAGACCACGUCUGCCGUGAAGAACCUGCAGCAGCUGGCCCAGGACGCCGACCUAGCGUUGCUGCAGGUUUUCCAGCUUGCAGCUCACCUGGUGUACUGGGGCAAGGCCAUCAUCAUCUACCCACUGUGCGAGAACAACGUCUACAUGCUGUCUCCCAACGCCAGCGUGUGUCUGUACUCCCCGCUGGCAGAACAGUUCUCCCGCCAGUUCCCGGCGCACGACCUGCCGUCCGUCCUGUCCAAGUUCUCCUUGCCCGUCUCUCUGUCAGAAUUUAGGAACCCCUUGGCCCCCCCUGUACAGGAGACCCAGCUCAUCCAGAUGGUGGUGUGGAUGCUGCAGCAUCGGCUGCUCAUCCAGCUGCACACCUACGUCUGUCUGAUGGCCUCACCCAGCGAGGAGGAGCCCCGCCUGCGAGAGGAUGACGUCCCCUUCACUGCUCGGGUCGGCGGCCGCAGCCUCAGCACACCCAAUGCCCUCAGCUUCGGCUCCCCAACCAGCAGCGAUGACAUGACCCUCACCAGCCCCAGCAUGGACAACUCCAGCGCAGAGCUGCUCCCCAGUGGGGACUCGCCACUGAACAAGAGGGUGACCGAGAACCUGCUGGCCAGCCUGUCGGAGCACGAGCGGGCGGCCAUCCUCAGCGUGCCCGCGGCCCAGAACCCCGAGGACCUCCGCAUGUUUGCCAGGCUCCUUCACUAUUUCCGUGGCCGCCACCACCUGGAGGAGAUCAUGUACCACGAGAACACGCGGCGCUCCCAGCUGCUCAUGCUAUUUGACAAAUUCCGCAGCGUGCUGGUGGUGACCACCCACGAGGACCCCGUCAUAGCUGUCUUCCAGGCACUGCUCACGUGAGCCAGUCUCCAGAGCAGCUGGAGGGAGCCGUGCCGUGCGCCUCGCAGACCUGCUCCCGCCUUGCCUGUGCCAGCCUGAGGAGCGGGCAGCCAC